AUGAAUAGUAUAUUUAAGAAAGAAAGGAUUGGUUUUACUUUUACUAUCAUUCAGCAAUUAAUAUUUACAUGUAUAUUCUGCAAUCUGGUAAAUUCUCAUGUAAAGAUUUUGUAUCGUCCAUUCUCCUUUUCAAAUGUCUUUUUUAAACCAUCUACAUUAUUUUACAUUUUAUCGAUUACGCUGCCUGUUUAUUUGAAAUAUUUAUCGAGAUCCAGAAAUAUCCCUUUUUUAGUGCUAUGUGGUGGUUAUACAUUAUCUACACUAUUUUUCACUACCCACUUCCCCACUAGAACAUUUAUAUUUGCUGAUAGCAAAAGUAAUUCAUUUUUUAUUUUUAAGAAAAUACUAAUUAAUAUUAUUUUUUGUAUAAAUUUUUCUAUGUGUUUGAUUAAUGGAACUAUUUUAGCUUUUGAUACUAAAAAAUCAGUAUUUGAAUUUACAAAAAUUGAAGGUAUUUUUAAAUACUUUGCGCUUUGCUCUAAAAAAAUGCUUAACAGAAUUCUUAAUCUAUGGUUCAUCAACUUAAGCAUUUUCUGUGCUUUUUUAUUUAGCUAUGUUUUUUGUCUUGGAUUUUUAGUUAAUUUUAUAUUAAUAUUUAUAAGGUGUGAAUUGGUGAAUACUGGUAGAAUAUUUAGUAAUUUAAUAAUGUUAAGUUUUUCACUGCUGAUGUAUUUAUUUUUUAUAGAAUUUUUUGAUAGAUUAUUAAUAUUUAAUUUAAGUAUAAAAUGUAAACAACUGAUGAACUUUUCAUCUGAUACAAAUGUUUUUAUACGUAGAUAUACAUUUUACCAUGUAUCUAAUCUUUCUACAAAGUAUACAUACGUUUUUAAUAGUUUAUGUAGAAGUAAAACAGAUUUAUUUAAUUUAUUUAGUUAUAUAGAGAAAGAAUGCGCAUUUGUUAAAGAAGUAUGUAAAAAGAUUAUUGAAGAAUAUCAGAUACUUGAUAGUAGAUUGUAUAUGACUAUACCGCAAGUGAAUGUAAAUGGUAGUUAUAUUGUUAAAAAGUAUAAAAAUUAUAAUUUUAUCUAUGCAUUUUUCUAUAAAUUGUAUUUUAAUAUAAAAAUUUUUAUGUUACGUGUAGAAUUUAGAAAAUGUAUAAAGUAUAUGGAAGAUAUUAAUCAGUAUAUGAACUAUUUACUAAAACAGAGGGAUUAUUAUAUGUUACUUGGUGAUGUUGAUAAGAAAUACACGGAAAUUUAUGAAAAUUUAAUUGAAGAAAUAAGGAAUGUAGAAGAAAAGUGUAGAAUUGAUCUUAAAGUGCGUAUAUAA
This is a messenger RNA of Vairimorpha ceranae, 1269 nucleotides long. RefSeq lists its product as hypothetical. NCBI's taxonomy places the organism in Eukaryota, Fungi, Microsporidia, Nosematidae. The record is from RefSeq and is a predicted model, not a curated record. The transcript has a single exon. Bases 1 to 1269 code for a protein of 422 amino acids.